ACGCCCUCAUUCUCGCUCCCUCGGGCACGCACACGCACACGCACACGCACAUUGACUAUUGCUCACUCCUUUCUCUUUUCAAAAGGCCCUUGUGCGGCAGAUUGACAGGCCAGAAUGAAAAUGAGGCGGACGCUCGCUCGCGACUCCAGUGCGUCCGCGUCCUUUUGAGCAGACCUCCAAACUUGGAUCGAAUCACCAUGGGAGCUAUUUGGGCUGCAAGGGACUUUUGUUUGUUUUUGCUCUUGUUAAAUAGUCGCCAAAGCGCUGCGCUUCCAGAGAUUCGAGCAGACCCGUGCGCAGAGGGCAGUGAUGGCUGUCACAUAGAUGCUAUUUGCCAGACGACCCCGCUCUCAUACAAGUGCGCAUGCAAAGCGGGCUUUAAAGGAGACGGAAAACACUGCGAAGACAUUGACGAAUGCGACCUGGACUACAAUGGCGGCUGUGUACACGAAUGCAACAAUAUACCAGGGAAUUACCGCUGCACUUGCUACGACGGCUUCACUUUGGCCCACGACGGUCACGACUGUUUAGAUGUGGACGAAUGCAAGUUCAACAACGGCGGCUGCCAGCACACUUGUGUCAACACCAUGGGCAGCUACGAGUGCCGCUGCAAGGACGGCUUCUUCCUCAGCGACAACCAGCACACGUGCAUCCACCGCUCCGUCGAGGGCCUCAGCUGUAUGAAUAAAGAGCACGGCUGCGCCCACAUCUGCAAAGAGACGCCCAAAGGGGGCGUGGCCUGCGAGUGUCGCCCAGGGUUCGAGCUGGCGCGCAACCAGAGAGGCUGCAUCCUGACGUGUAACCAUGGCAACGGGGGGUGCCAGCACACCUGCGAGGACACGGAUAGCGGCCCCAUAUGCAAGUGUCACGUCAGGUACGCCCUGCAGCCUGACAGGAGGUCAUGUGUCGAGCGAGACGAGGGCGCCGCCGAAUCAUCGGACCACAACGCCACGUCCUUCGCCGAGGUGGACAAACGGGUCAAGCGGAGGCUUCUGAUGGAGACCUGCGCGCUCAACAACGGGGGCUGCGACUGCACCUGCAAAGACACGUCGACGGGCGUGCGCUGCAGCUGCCCCGUCGGCUUCACGCUGCAGCCGGACGCCAAAACGUGCAAAGACAUCGACGAGUGCGAGCUUGAAAACGGCGGCUGCGACCACUUCUGCAGGAACACCAUCGGCAGCUUUGAGUGCAACUGCAGGAAAGGCUUCAAGCUGCUGACCGACGAGCGCUCGUGUCAAGAUAUAGACGAGUGCUUCUUUGAGCGCACGUGCGAUCACACGUGCGUCAACUCCCCCGGUAGCUUUCAGUGUCUGUGCAACAAAGGCUACACCAUGUACGGACUGGCCCACUGCGGAGAUAUAAAUGAAUGCAGCGUGAACAAUGGCGGUUGCGAGCAGGGUUGUGAGAACACCCAGGGUGGGUUUGAAUGCUCCUGCAACCCUGGCUACAAGCUCCACUGGAACAAAAAGGACUGUAUUGAGGCGGAGGGUUUACCAGCUGCGAAAGGCGUCUCCAAGCCCACAUUGAACUGUAGCAAGCAGGAGGGAGGCGACCGCUGCUUCCUGACGUGCCAGUCCCAAGUUCAUAUCAGCGGCGGGACGGAGGAUUCCUACACUGUGACCUGUGGAAUGCCACUGCCCUGCUUGGCUGACGCACAAAAGAACAACAGUGGCUUGCAAUGCUUCGCUCCAGAGAUGGCCGGCGUGCCUCGCAUUAAGACCACGGCGACAUUCAAGUCGGGCACGACCAAGUGCAACUUAAAGAGAAGCCAGGAGCGACUCAGGGAGAGCUUGAACUCGGCACGCUCAGACAGCAGGUUUCUCUUCACCGAGAACGUCCAGUUCAGCUACGUGAGCCUGCGCUGCACCUCGUCGGCGCACCGGGGGCGCAGCCGCCACGGCAGGAAAGCGGCCGAAGAGGACGGCUCGUCCAUCACGGCCGAGUUUGAACUGGAUGUGAACCUAGAGGAGGUAACAGCAGAGGGCUGCGACCUGAACUGCGUGAGACGACGCUCCGAGAAGAGGCUGAGGAAGACCAUCCGCACCCUGAGGAAGUCCAUCAACCGGGAACAGUUCCACCUCCACUUUGCAGGGUCAGACUACGAGCUGGCGAAGAAUCUGGCGCAGCCGGCGGAAGCGCCGGGACAAUGCGUGGCGGGACAGGUGCCGGUGGGCAGGAGGUGUGUCAGCUGCGGUGUCGGUACGUAUUUCGACGGCGACCAGGGGAGGUGCGCGACGUGUCCGGCUGGGACCUACCAGGACGAAGAGGGCCAGACGUCCUGCGAGGUGUGCCCCGCGCCUGCGGGGAGGGACGUCGCCAAAGUGGCCGGGGCUCGAAACAUCUCGGAGUGUGGAGGUCAGUGCCCCCCGGGCCAGUUCUCCCGUGACGGCUUCGGCCCUUGCCCGCCGUGCCCGCUGGGAUCGUACCAGCCCGACGCGGGCCGUACCACGUGCUUCCCUUGCGGAGGGAACCUGGUCACCAAGCGCAGUGGUGCCGUCACCUUCCAAGAGUGUGAGACCAAAGUCCAAUGCUCUCCGGGCCAUUACUACAACACGACAACGCACCGCUGCAUCCGCUGCCCCACGGGCACCUUUCAGGUGGAGUUUGGUCAGAACUACUGCAUCGCCUGCCCCGGGAACACCUCCACCGAUUUCGACGGCUCCACUAGCAUCAUGCAGUGCAAAGACAGACAGUGUGGAGGCGAGCUGGGAGACUUCACCGGCUACAUCGAGUCCCCCAACUAUCCCGGGAAUUACCCCGCCAACGUAGAGUGCACGUGGACCAUCAAUCCCCCGCCCAAACGCAGGAUCCUUAUCGUGGUGCCGGAAAUCUUCCUGCCUAUCGAGGACGAGUGUGGAGACUACUUGGUCAUGAGGAAAAGCGCUCUGUUAAACUCUGUGACCACCUACGAAACAUGUCAGACAUACGAGCGCCCCAUCGCCUUCACCUCGCGCUCCAAGAGGCUCUGGAUUCAAUUCCGAUCCAAUGAGGGAAACAGCGGGAAGGGCUUCCAGGUCCCGUAUGUCACAUAUGAUGAGGACUACCAAGAACUGAUAGAGGACAUCGUAAGGGACGGGAGGUUAUAUGCGUCUGAGAAUCAUCAAGAGAUUCUCAAGGACAAGAAGCUCAUGAAGGCCUUGUUCGAUGUUCUGGCUCACCCUCAAAACUUCUUCAACUACACAGCGCAAGAAUCCCGAGAAAUGUUCCCCAAAUCUUUCAUCCGCUUCCUGCGUUCCAAAGUCCUGAGAUUCCUUCGUCCUUAAGGGAGUGCCAAAUCACACAUUGCUGAUGAAUAGUUAAAGCGGCUCCCCAGUGUCUCUCCGGUUUCAAUAGUUUUCUCUAAUUAUACGCUUAAUAAUCAAGUGGCUCACACAACUGAUGCAACCAAUGGAAACAAAAACAAAAAAAAAUCAAAUAAAAAAAAAAGAGAGUGGACAUUGAACUGGACUUCUUAGCGGGAAAACAUUCCGUCCUCACCGGAGCGUCAGGAUCACUUCUGCCACUUUGUGUUGGAACAACUACAUUAACUGUAUAACCUCCUUUCGAUGUAUACGUCUCAUGAUGAUGUUUGACGAGCCUUCUGUAUUCAUAUAAUUGAAUAUUGCUCAAACUGCUCAUUAUAACGCUAGGAAACGUUUGCUGAUGGCACGCUGAUGACAAGCGAGUAGCAAAGGAAACAUGUACUGAAACUCAGCGAUGUUGUAUAUAGAGUGUGUAUGUAGUUUGAACAUAGGCUACUUUUACAAAUGACAGAGAUACACAAUGAUAGCACAAAUGUUCUUCGGAACUUUAGCGCGACGAAGAAAGUAGUAGAGCCACAAAAAGCAAUUAUCCCGAUGAAUGUUUUGUAUAUGAUGUAAAAAGUUUCAGGCGAAAUGUGUGGUAGCGAUGACAUGUUUGACCGUAUAAUGCUGCAACUCUUAUUUCAGAGGUUGCCACGUUAUUGAAAAUCACGUCGAAAAACAUUACAAAUUCCAAAAAGAAAGACAAGGAAAAAAGUAACGUUAGGGCACCUCACCUCCCUCCAUUCAAACGUCUUCUAUUUUUUGCAUUGUUAACCAACAACCAAAGACAGCCGUACACUCCUAUGACGAUUGAGAGAGAGCGUGGAAUGCGCGACAUGUUUCUGAGUAAACAGUAAAAGGAGCUAAGAAGCAAAUGAACAGUCUUGUAAAAUAGAAGUGAGCUACCCACCUGUCAUAGACGAUUCAUUUGUGUGUAUAUUUUGAUGGGUUUGUACAUCUAUUAUACUGUAAAUAAAGAUAGAAACCUGA
Molecule: messenger RNA, 4274 nt
Organism: Phyllopteryx taeniolatus (common seadragon)
Lineage: Eukaryota; Metazoa; Chordata; Actinopteri; Syngnathiformes; Syngnathidae
Gene: scube2
Product: signal peptide, CUB domain, EGF-like 2
Exons: 23
Coding region: 198-3263 (1021 amino acids)
Biological process (GO): signal transduction
Cellular component (GO): cell surface
Molecular function (GO): calcium ion binding
Source: RefSeq, a predicted model, not a curated record